CCCAACACUCAUUCCACCAUCAACAUUUCAAUAGCAAAGAAAGAAAACCAAAAUCAUGCUUUGCAAGCUCCCAUUAGCCCUUUGUUUUCUCUUGGGCACAGCACUGAUCUUUCCCUCUUACGCCCAAGACACACAACAAGAUUAUCUGAGUGCUCACAACCAGGCUCGGGCAGCUGUGAAUGUUGGACCCUUGACCUGGGAUGACAAGGUCGCAGCUUACGCACAGAACUAUGCAAGCCAACGUAUUAGCGACUGCAAUCUUGUGCACUCUGGUGGGCCUUACGGCGAGAACCUGGCAUGGAGCAGUGCUGACCUUUCAGGCACAGAUGCUGUAAAGAUGUGGGUUGAUGAAAAGGCCUAUUAUGAUUAUAAUUCUAAUUCUUGUGCUCAAGGCCAACAGUGUGGGCACUAUACUCAGGUGGUUUGGCGAGACUCAGCUCGUGUAGGCUGUGCUAAGGUGACUUGCAACAGCGGAGGAACCUUCAUUGGGUGCAACUAUGACCCUCCUGGUAACUUUAUUGGGCAGCGACCUUUCUAGAUGUGGUUGCUGAAGUUAUCUAAGAAUCGUAUUUGUCUGUCUUGCGUGAGAAUUAAAUAAUUAUGAUACGCAUUAGCAGAUAACGUUAUAAUGAUUGCCAUAUGUAUUAAGUAAGCCUUCAUGAAAGAGCUUUUGCCAUUGUUAUUGGCAUAUAUUCAAAAAGUGCUUAAAUAUAUAUAAGGUUUUUUUUUU
Hevea brasiliensis (rubber tree) is the source of this 730-nucleotide messenger RNA. Its product is annotated as pathogenesis-related protein 1C. The coding region runs from base 56 to 538 and encodes 160 amino acids. Lineage: Eukaryota; Viridiplantae; Streptophyta; Magnoliopsida; Malpighiales; Euphorbiaceae. The record is from RefSeq and is a predicted model, not a curated record. Gene Ontology annotation, cellular component: extracellular region. The transcript has a single exon.